Nymphaea colorata (pocket water lily) is the source of this 1841-nucleotide messenger RNA. RefSeq names its product trans-cinnamate 4-monooxygenase. The transcript has 3 exons. Lineage: Eukaryota; Viridiplantae; Streptophyta; Magnoliopsida; Nymphaeales; Nymphaeaceae. Gene Ontology annotation, biological process: lignin metabolic process. Bases 80 to 1597 code for a protein of 505 amino acids. The record is from RefSeq and is a predicted model, not a curated record. Gene Ontology annotation, molecular function: heme binding; iron ion binding; trans-cinnamate 4-monooxygenase activity.
ACUCUCGGUGACUCCGCCAGCUUGAGUGCAGAGGCAUCGAGAGUGGCAACUUCGCCGAGAAAGUGAGGUCAGUGGAACCAUGGACUUAGUAUUAGUAGAAAAGACCUUACUGGGUCUUUUCGCAGCGGCGGUCCUAGCCACAGUAGUGUCGAAGCUCCGGGGAAAGCGGCUCCGGCUGCCGCCCGGGCCGCUUCCGGUGCCCGUUUUCGGCAAUUGGCUUCAAGUGGGCGAUGACCUAAACCACCGGAACUUGACCCAGCUCGCACGCCGGUUCGGCGAGAUUUUCCUCCUCCGAAUGGGCCAGCGCAACCUGGUGGUCGUCUCGUCCCCGGAGCUGGCCAAGGAGGUGCUGCACACGCAGGGCGUCGAGUUCGGCUCCCGGACCCGGAACGUCGUGUUCGACAUCUUCACCGGGAAGGGGCAGGACAUGGUGUUCACGGUGUACGGGGAGCACUGGCGCAAGAUGAGGCGGAUCAUGACCGUCCCGUUCUUCACGAACAAGGUGGUGCAGCAGUACCGGCGCGGGUGGGAGGAUGAGGCGGCACGGGUCGUGGAGGACGUGAGGAACAACCCGAAGGCAGCCACCGAAGGGGUGGUGCUCCGCCGCCGGCUGCAGCUGAUGAUGUACAACAACAUGUAUAGGAUCAUGUUCGACAGGAGGUUCGAGGGGGAGGACGACCCGUUGUUCCUCAGGCUCAAGGCGCUCAACGGGGAGCGGAGCAGGCUGGCCCAGAGCUUCGAGUACAACUACGGCGACUUCAUUCCCAUAAUGAGGCCAUUCCUCAGAGGUUACCUGAGGAUGUGCAAGGAGGUCAAGGAGAUGAGGCUGAAGCUCUUCAAGGAUUUCUUCGUAGAAGAGAGGAAGAGGCUGGCUAGCACGACGACCUCUACUUCAGGCGAACUAAGAUGCGCUGUAGAUCACAUUCUUGAAGCUGAGAAGAAGGGCGAGAUCAAUGAAGACAAUGUUUUGUACAUUGUGGAGAACAUCAACGUUGCAGCAAUCGAGACAACCUUGUGGUCAAUCGAGUGGGGGAUUGCAGAGUUGGUGAACCAUCCGGAUAUCCAAAAGAAGCUCCGAUCCGAACUGGAUUCAGUACUGGGAGCUGGGGUCCAGAUUACCGAACCCGAUGUGGCGAAGCUGCCAUACCUCCAGGCAGUUAUAAAGGAAACCCUCCGGCUGCGCAUGGCGAUCCCCUUGCUCGUCCCUCACAUGAACUUACACGACGCCAAACUCGCCGGCUACGACAUCCCUGCUGAGAGCAAGAUCCUGGUCAAUGCGUGGUUCCUCGCAAACAAUCCGGAUCAGUGGAAGAGGCCUGAGGAGUUCCGACCUGAAAGGUUCUUGGAAGAGGAAUCAAAGGUCGAAGCAAAUGGGAACGACUUCCGGUACCUGCCUUUCGGAGUCGGCCGGCGGAGCUGCCCGGGGAUCAUCCUGGCAUUGCCCAUACUAGGGAUCACAAUUGGGAGGCUGGUCCAGAACUUUGAGAUGCUGCCACCACCAGGACAGAGCAAGGUGGACGUGACUGAGAAGGGGGGGCAGUUCAGCUUGCAUAUAUUGAAGCACUCUACUAUUGUAUUGAAGCCCAGAGCUUUGUGAUUCAUUUCUUUGUGUCUCUUUUGUUUGUCUAUAUGUGUUUGCUUUGUUGGUGUAAUGGCCUAAAGACGAGAGAGAAGUAUGAAAGGCCAAGCGAGUAUCGAGUGGAGGAGACAGAAGGGAUGAAGAUAGAGAAAUGUGAAGGGAGAACGUUCAUGGGUGGGCUUGGUCCAUAAACUUUUUGUAUCCAGAGGAGUUCUUUCCGCAAACUUCAGUGAAUUUAUAAGGUCUGGUUAAUGAGUUGCAA